Drosophila ananassae is the source of this 4028-nucleotide messenger RNA. RefSeq names its product pituitary homeobox homolog Ptx1 (gene Ptx1). Gene Ontology annotation, biological process: anatomical structure morphogenesis; regulation of transcription by RNA polymerase II. Gene Ontology annotation, molecular function: RNA polymerase II cis-regulatory region sequence-specific DNA binding; DNA-binding transcription factor activity, RNA polymerase II-specific. NCBI's taxonomy places the organism in Eukaryota, Metazoa, Arthropoda, Insecta, Diptera, Drosophilidae. The transcript is spliced from 5 exons. Gene Ontology annotation, cellular component: nucleus. The record is from RefSeq and is a predicted model, not a curated record. Bases 1410 to 2945 code for a protein of 511 amino acids.
CGGUGCGUCGCACAUUCCGGCGUUCUGUUUUCAGUGUCCGCGAGUUCUCGUCGCCAGCAGCACCACGUUAACCGUUAGCCAACCCACCAGCACCAACACCAGCAACAAAACUGACACCACCACCACCAGCAGCAGCACCACCACCACCAACAACAACAGUAUCACACGCCACUCCGCCCCUCUGCCACUAGCGACCGUGUCGCACUCGCUACACGCAUCCAACAGAUACUUUUGCGUACGCUUUCGAAUUCGUUUUCAAUUCAGCUACGUCCUGUUACGGGUGCAGACGCGUUGCUUCCGUUUGCAGUGCUCAGUGUCAGUCAGUGUGCUCAGAUACAAGAUAGAAACGCUGCAGAUACAGAUACUUAGCCUAAUUACGCGGCGGAUUAAAUUAUUAAAACACUAAGUUGCCGCUAAAGCCAGAGGCGGAUUUUGACUCACCCAUUAAGUCAGUCAGUCUAUCAGUCAGUAGGGAGAAACAAAUCAAAAUAAAUCGAAUCGAAUCGAAUCGGUUUGGAUUGUAUUGAAUUUAAUUGAAUCAAAUCAUAUCAGAGAAAGUGUCGCGAGUGCAUUUCGAGUUUGUGUUUGUGAGCCAGAUUUGAAUGUGAGUGUGUUUUGUUCGUGUUGGCCACAUCAGCGAGAGUCAGUCGAGCAUCGGGCAUCAAAGGCGCAUUAAAAACAUAUCCCCGAGUUACUUAAAAUUAAUCACUAACAUAAUCACUGUGAUUUUUAUUAUUUGAUCUGCCAACGUCAGCCGCGUGUGCGAAAACUAUAAGCGGCUCUAUUAAAUACCUUUGAUUAGCAAUCUGUUGCAACAACAUUGGCGGCACUAAACUGAAGACUCAACGACAACAGAUCUGGAUUCUGAUUCAGAUUUCUGAGAUUUAUAGCCUCCGCCCACGCGACUUCUCCCAGAGAUCACCGGAGAUUCUUUCGUGUUAACUUGCCAAUGCGAUUGAAAUGAAAGCAUUCUGAUUUAUUGCCCCGUGCCCACGACAUUUGCUCCUGCAGAAGACCAAAAGUUCGACAGGGUCUGCGACUUUGAUAAUCCGGAAUAGAGGAAACCGACGGAACUUUGUUUCACUGCCGAUCGAACGGCUCCCACCCAGUGGAUUAAUUUGAUUUCCUUCCCCAACAAGCAGAGCUCUUAGAGCUCUGGAAACGGCUGCAUCUUGGAUUUGCUCUCGCCACAGUUGGAAGAUACCGGCCUCAAGACGACGACUUUCCUGCAGCACUUCAAGGACGUCGUCUCGACGAAGUUCACCGGGCGGGACCACCAUCUGCCGCCGCUGCACCCUGCGCAUCCCGCCCACAUCCCGCACCAGCAGUCGGCGCUGCACCACCACCACCAUCAGCCGCACCAGGCUGUUGCCCAGAGCUUCUCCACCAUUUUUCCCACGUAUCUAGGCAUGGACCGCACCGCCGCCGGCGGUUGUGGUGCGGCGGGGGGCGGCGGUCUAGGUGUCGGCGUGGUCACUAGCUCGGCCACGGCCCUCGGUCCCGGCGGCAUAGCCAAUGGGGGUGGGGGCGUGGUCAGCGGAGCGCUGAACGGCCUGGAGGCCAUGUCGGCCGAGUCCACGGGCCUGUGCCUGCAGGAUCUGGUGAGCGCAGGAACGGCAAAUGGAGCUGGCUCGGCGGGAUCGGCGGAGAGUGCCACCACCACCAGCACAGCCCUGAGCAGCGGCAGCACCGGUAGUUCCACGGUUAAUGGCGGCAGCAGCACCUCGGGCACAGAGCACCUCCACAGCCACCACAGCCUCCACGACUCCAGCUCGUCCGUCAGCAUCUCACCCGCCAUCUCGAGCCUGAUGCCCAUUAGCAGUCUGAGUCACUUGCACCACUCUGCCGCCGCUGGCCAGGACCUGGUCGGUGGCUACUCCCAGCAUCCGCACCACGCUGUGGUGCCGCCGCACACGCCCAAGCACGAGCCGCUCGAGAAACUCAGAAUUUGGGCCGAAACUGGCGAUUUUCGUGAUAGUCAUAGCUCCAUGACCGCCGUAGCAAAUAGUUUGGAUAGUACCCACUUGAACAAUUUUCAGACGUCAUCGUCAUCCUCGCUAACGAAUCGGAAUCGGGAUCGCAAAGAUGGCAAUCGCAGUGUAAACGAGACCACCAUCAAGACGGAGAACAUAUCCAGCUCCGGGCAUGACGAACCAAUGACCACCAGUGGCGAGGAGCCAAAGAAUGACAAGAAAAACAAACGCCAGAGGCGCCAGCGAACCCACUUCACCUCGCAGCAGCUGCAGGAACUGGAGCACACAUUCAGCCGGAAUCGGUAUCCGGAUAUGUCCACCCGCGAGGAGAUCGCCAUGUGGACCAACCUCACGGAGGCCAGAGUUAGGGUGUGGUUCAAGAACCGACGGGCCAAGUGGCGCAAACGGGAGCGAAACGCCAUGAACGCGGCGGUAGCGGCGGCGGACUUCAAGUCCGGAUUUGGAACGCAGUUCAUGCAGCCGUUCGCCGACGACUCACUGUACAGCUCGUAUCCGUACAACAACUGGACCAAGGUGCCCUCGCCGUUGGGCACCAAGCCGUUCCCCUGGCCGGUCAAUCCCCUCGGAUCAAUGGUGGCCGGGAAUCACCAUCAGAACUCGGUGAACUGCUUCAACACGGGGGCCAGCGGAGUGGCGGUGAGCAUGAACAACGCCUCGAUGCUGCCGGGGUCAAUGGGGUCGACGCUCUCCAACUCGACGAAUGUAGGGGCGGUGGGCGCCCCUUGUCCGUACACCACCCCCGCCAAUCCGUACAUGUACCGGGCAGCGGCCGAGCCGUGCAUGUCCUCCAGCAUGUCCUCGAGCAUCGCCACGCUUCGGCUGAAGGCCAAGCAGCACGCCUCCGCCGGAUUCGGCAGUCCCUACUCCGCCCCCUCGCCAGUGUCGCGCUCGAACUCCGCCGGACUCUCCGCCUGCCAGUACACGGGCGUGGGCGUGACGGACGUGGUCUGAGAAAACGCUCUGGGUGCCCUGCUCAACCAGCACCAGCACCAUUUGCAGCACUUCUCGGGGGGAUCCGGGGUGAAUUCCGGGGUGUCGCACAACGGAAUGCAGCAGCACGGCGGCAACAUGUUGCAGCACAACAGCAACAGUGGCAGCCUCCUGCUGGACCACUCUGAUCUGGGCCUGGGUGUGUCCGCCGUGUCCGGCGGCGGCAAUCCGGACGAGGGCAACCACAACAGUCUGGAGGGCAACAACAAGUCCCCCCUGGACGCAAACGGCACACCCCUGGCCAACAGCAACGACAACGAUGACGAGGACGUCAUCGAUUGAAGGAUCUACUUAAAUCAAACUAAAGGCAGAAACCCUUAGACCUAAGCAUUCAUUAAUAAUUUAGAUGUUACUAUUAAAAAUUAAAUUAAUAUAACAGUUCGAAAAGGAGAGUAGGAGUAACCCCAAUCCAAAGAGCAAAUUUUUUGAGAACAAUAAUUAAAUUUAUUAAACUAAAAAAAGGAGGAGGAAAUGAUAGUCGAGGUAUUGAAAUUCAGUUUUAUUUGUGUUGAGAUUAAAUGCUAAUUACGUUCGAAAUCCCCCAGCUGAGAGAAACCAAAACAGAAAUUAAGUGUUUUUGUAAAUAAAAGCAAAUAUGUAGUUAUAGGAAGCCGAAGCCUAACUAAUCAACCAAAUAGCCAGCCCAAAGAACAUAAGAGUAUAAUCAACUGUCCUAGUUCCGAUUUCAGUUCCCCAUCUUAUAUCGUAAAAAUAUAUAAAUAUAAAUAUAUAUGCAAGAAACGUAUCAAGAUUGUAAACAAGCUAAAGCUGAUAAGUCAAGCCUAAAACUAAAAAUAAAAAUAAAACUAAAACUAUAUCAAAGCAGUAGCAGUUUUUAAGGAGUUGUCUAGUCGUAUUGAAAUCCGCCGGAGUCGCGCCCGCAAUGGCAUAUGGCAUAUAUGUACUUGUCGGUCUGUAUAUGUACAUGUAUAUCCCCAACUAAAGAGCCCCUUAUAAAUAUAAACUAUUUAAUAAUUGUACACUUAAUAUUACUAGUUAUAGAAAUUGAAUCAAAAGAACAAUAAAAAUUAUGAAAAAAAAAAA